AUGCAGAAAAAUGAAAAAAAAAGUAAAAAUAAUGCCAACAAAAAUAAUAAAGAAACUGAUGACAAUCCAAAUGAAAUAUCAAGUAUAAAAAAAAAGAAAAACAAAAUUACAAAUAAAAUAGAGAAAAGCAAUAAAAAAUCUCAAAAGAUAAAUGUAGAAGACACAAAUAAAACAAAUAUUAACGAAAGUAAUAGUGCGAUAAAAAGUCUCGAAAUCAGUGAUAAUGAGCAAACAAAAACGAAUAUGUUGCCUACCCAAAGCAGUAAAUUUGACACUCCUACCAAGAAUGACAAUAAAAUAAAUUUAAAAAAGCGAAAAAAUUAUAAAAAGGAAAAGUUAAAACUUAAUGAGGGUGCAAUAAUGCAUGAUCAACUAACUGAUGGCAAAAAUGAACAAAAUAUAAAAGAUGAAAAAAAAAAGAAAAAAAAAACGAAAUUAAAUGAUAAAACAGAAAUAAACCUGUGUGAAAAAAAUAAACAAAAUAAUAAUGAUCAUAAUUUACAACCUGGUAAUAUACAAAUUAUAAAUGAAGAAAAGGACACACUUUUUAUAGAUAUCAAAGAAAGAGAAGAAGCAAAAGAAAAUUAUGUCGAUAAUAGUUGUGCUACUGCGAAAAAAGCUAAAACAAAUAACCGAAAUAGUAACAAGAAUAAAAAAGUGAAAGAGGAAAAUGUAAAAUUAGUUACAAAAAAUGCAGAAAUAACUAAUUUGAUAAAACGGGAUCAAACAAAAGAUAGAUCUUUUAUCGAUAAUGAUGAUAAUAAUAAAGGUACCGGAAUAGUAGAAAACGAAAAAGAUUCAAAAUCCCCCAAAAAUAUGAACUCUACAAAAUUAAAAAAUACUAAUGAAAAAAAUGACAUUAAUCAUUCAAAAAAUAGAAAAAAAAAAGAAACUCAUAAAAUAAAUGAUAAAACUGGACAAGAUAAUGUAAAAAGUAUGGCCUUAGACAGUGUAAGCAAACAAAAUAGUACUAGUAAAAAUGAGGCAUCCAAAGAAAUAGUUGAAGAUAAUAAUAAUUUGAAAAUGAUAACGUCUAGUUGCUCAAAUGUUUCAUUAAAUACUCAAACUAAGUUAUCACAAAAUGUUACAGAAAAUAAAUUUGUAGAACCAGAAAAAGGGAAAUCGAAAAAAAAAGAAAAAACAAAGCAGAACGAAAACGAUAAAAUUAAACAAAAUGAACCCAAAGAAGAUACAAAAAUAGAAAUACAAGAUAAUCAAACGAAUGUAGACGAAACAAAAAAUAAUGAAGAAAUUAAAAUAUAUCUAAAAGAUCAGGAAAAAGUUAAUGAAAAAGAAAAAAAAAAGGAUAAAGAUGUAACCGAAAUUAAAAAAAUAAAUAAAAAAGAGGAAUUAAAUAAAGGUAAACCGAUCAAAAUCGUUUUAAGUGAUACAGAUGCAAAAGAAAAGAUUUAUAAAUACAUGAGACAAACAAAUAGACCAUAUUCUGUUAUUAAUGUAUAUGAUAAUCUUCAUGGCAUGAUUAGUAAAAAUUCUGUUCAAAAAAUAAUGGAUGAAUUAAGUAUUGAAAAUAAGUUACAAUGUAAAGAAUAUGGGAAAGCAAAAAUAUAUUUAAUAAAUCAAAAAGAAUUUGAAAGUUUAAAUGUAGAAGAAAUUAACAAAUUAAAAAACAGUAUUGAAGUAGUAAAAGGAGAGGUAGAGCUAGCUAAAAAUUAUUAUAAUGAUUUAUUAAAAAAAAAAAAAAAAUUAAUUGAAGAUUUAGAUCUUAUUAAAAAUGUAAAUGAAUAUAAAAAGACUUUACUACAAAUUGAAGACGAAAUACACAUUUAUGAAGAAGCAAAUAAAAAUUGUAAAAUAUCUAUCGAUGAAAUUGAUACCAUAAAAAAUAAUCAUGGAUAUUUGCAUUCGGUCUGGUUUAAGAGAAAAAAAUUAUGCAUUGAAAUUAUUAAAUGUAUAGCUAGCUUAACAGAAAAAGAUACACAAGGGGUCAUUUAUCAUUUGGGUAUUGACACCGAUGAAGAUGUCAUUCCCCUCAAUUUGUAUUUUUAA
Plasmodium vinckei vinckei is the source of this 2007-nucleotide messenger RNA. RefSeq names its product Tat binding protein 1(TBP-1)-interacting protein, putative. The transcript has a single exon. The coding region runs from base 1 to 2007 and encodes 668 amino acids. The record is from RefSeq and is a predicted model, not a curated record. Gene Ontology annotation, biological process: meiotic joint molecule formation; meiotic strand invasion involved in reciprocal meiotic recombination; homologous chromosome pairing at meiosis. Gene Ontology annotation, molecular function: double-stranded DNA binding; recombinase activator activity. Lineage: Eukaryota; Apicomplexa; Aconoidasida; Haemosporida; Plasmodiidae. Gene Ontology annotation, cellular component: condensed nuclear chromosome; DNA recombinase auxiliary factor complex.